AUGGACGCCGACGAUUGGACACUAGCAAGUCUAAUGUCCUGCAACGGAGCACUAGGCCUGGUGUCCCUCUUUUUGUGCUAUUACUACCAUCACAAGAAAGAAACGGCACUCCGCGUCAACGUCUUCUUCCUCCUCAUCGCCACUCACGGCAUAGUCCGCUGUUUGUUCUUCGGCCUCUCCAUCUACUACUCGGCGUCGCGCUCAGCGAGGGACUUCCUGGACGACAUUCCCGGCAUCCUCUUCUUCUCUGCUUGCUGCUUCUUCAUCUAUCGCGCCAAACCGAACGCGCCGCAGGAGCGAUCAUGCAGGCAGUACAUUUGGCUGCUGGGCAAUUUCUACGUGCUCGCGAUCGUGAACAUUCUGUUCUAUCUCCUCUACUUCGUUCUCCUCUACCUGGCCUUCACCUACCAGGACCAGAGCCAGCGACGAGAAGGCGGCGGCGGCAAGAACGACUCCGAUGGCGAGGUCAGCGAUAGCGUCAUGAUCGUCGAGACCUCCAUCAGCGCCCUCUUCGCAACCGGCUACUGCCUCCUGGCGAUCGCCUUCGGUCUACUGGGCAUCCCGUUCUUCUGCCGCCUCGACCGCGACAGCAACGCCGGCUACCUCGAGAUUGGCGACACUACAGCACCCAUCGGCGACAACACACCCUCGCAGACGAAGAAGCGAAAGAGUUCAUCGACCAGCCUCAACAACAGCGAAAACGACGUCGGCGAGGCUGCAGCCGGCAGGCGUGGCGGCAGGACCGCCAGGGGCGUCCCGAGGAAUGCCUCUGACGAGUCGAGUUUUAUCGACGUGCGCUUUUCGGCCAGCGACGAUGAGGGGUGGUCGCACACCUUCGACGGCGACCUGGGGAGUAACUCGCUGGCCAAGUGGCGAGUUGACCAAGUCACAGACGACGAGCUCGAAGGCGGCCAUCGCCACGUUGGCGUCGACACAGCUGAGGCGGAUCGCUUCAUCAUCACCAAAAAGAUACCCAUCAGCGGGCCGGGAAACGGUGCUGCUGCUACUGCUGCUGUCGGCCAUCUCGGUCUCCAGCCUUCGGCCAAGCCACUGACAUGCAUGCGCAAGUCGCUGCUUGUGGUGUGCCUCUGGCUGAUCAUCAUCUGCUUCAUCGCGCGCGUCACGUUUCUGAUCCUGUCGCUGUUCUUCGAGACGCCCGACCAGUACAACCUGCACACCGACGGGGCGAGCGGACGCGAGGCGCUCAAGAUCGUCACGCGCUUCUUGUACUACCUCAUCGGCGAGGUCCUGCCGGCCCUCCUGCUCCUCAUACUCCACUGCCACGUUAUCGUCAACCUCCGCGGCACAUUGAAUACUCUCACGAGGGAUCCGACCAUCCCGCAGCUCGAAUGCAACGAGCUGCUGAUGGGCGAAUUGGUCGGCUGCGGCUCUUUCGGCGUCGUCCACAGAGCCCAAUGGCGCGGCCUGGACGUAGCAGUGAAGAAGCUCUACUUGCCCACGCACAUGCAAGAGCACGAGACCAUCACCGCCUUCACCCAGGAAAUUGCUCUCGUGAGCCAGUUGAGGCAUCCCAACAUCGUCCAGUUCCUCGGCUACACGCCACCACCUGCGCUGAUGCUCAUCACCGAGUUCAUGCCUCAUGGCAGCUUGACCGAAGUGUUACGAAACGCCGCGCUCCAAGAACAAUUGAACCACCAUCAGCUGAUUCGCAUGGCGCGCGACAUCGCCCUCGGGAUGACGUACCUGCACGGCUCUUCCAUCCUCCACCGCGAUCUCUGCCCCUCCAAUUGCCUCGUUGACGGCAAUCUGGUGGUCAAGAUCGCAGACUUUGGGCUGGCGCGACUUAAGUCCCUAAGCAGGACCAUGACGCGUGGUCUUGGCACCCCAGCAUACAUGGCGCCAGAGGUGCUCAAGAACCAGCCCUACACCGAGAAGGCCGAUGUCUACAGUUUUGCUGUCUGCUUCUGGCAGCUCCUCAGUGGCGAGGAGCCGUACAAGGCGAUGGAAGGUGCGUACCAGAUAGUGUAUUCGGUCACCAACGGCGAUCGGCCGCCACUGGCGGCAUCUCUCGGCAAGGAGGAGCGGGCGCUCAUCGAGCGGUGUUGGGCCAACGACCCGCAACAGCGACCAGCGUUCAAGGAAGUCGUCCAGCGUCUCAACGUCAUCCUCAGCCUCGAGGACGACUAUUGGGAGGCCGAUGGCGACAGCGACGAGGCCGACAAGGAACGAGCGGAGGGUGGUGAUGACUCCCACAACCGACGGCCUGCCUGGCCUUGA
Molecule: messenger RNA, 2238 nt
Organism: Acanthamoeba castellanii str. Neff
Lineage: Eukaryota; Discosea; Longamoebia; Acanthamoebidae
Product: serine/threonine kinase
Exons: 11
Coding region: 1-2238 (745 amino acids)
Biological process (GO): protein phosphorylation
Molecular function (GO): ATP binding; protein kinase activity
Source: RefSeq, a predicted model, not a curated record